Molecule: messenger RNA, 1643 nt
Organism: Cuscuta campestris
Lineage: Eukaryota; Viridiplantae; Streptophyta; Magnoliopsida; Solanales; Convolvulaceae
Source: the annotation of a GenBank genome assembly
UAUCUUUUCACAUUCAUUAUUUAACCUAUUUUUAAAACUUUCCAACACUUUUUUUUACCAAUCUUUCCAUCAUCUUCGAUGGAGCCAAAUUUUCACCAUUUUUUUGGCUUUGGGGUGUGAUCGAAUAAAUCAAAAUGGAUCUCUAAACUGUCUGCGCUUCUUUAAUUAAUGAAGUAGCAGUUAGUCAAGCAAUGCAACUUUCGACGUUGAGCCGGGGGUCUCUUUGGAAACAGCCUCUCUACUUUCGAGUAGGGGUAAGAACCACGAGGUGAUGAGGUUUGGAUAGUCGUUGCCACAUGAUUUCCACCCAUCUUUCUGCCUCUCAACUCCGAUUCCGACAAAUACAGAAUCGUUCUUUCAAAUCUAACCAAAUUAAACCCAAAAUUCUCCUCCAUCGUCUCUAGAACGUUCGCGCGUAUUUUUUUCUCUUUGACUCAUCGCAAGGAGGCUGACAGUUCUACUAUGGUCUCCCCUCGGUUUCCGGCACCUUUGAUUCCUCUGAAGUUCUGAAUAAUUCGCGUCACCGGAUGGCUGUCAUGUUACCGCCGUCGAGAAUCUCUUCAUUCUCAGUUGGGCUGCCCCCGGCGGGGAUUUAUUCCAAUACAAAGUUCAGAGCCGGGAAAAAGGUCGAAACUCCUCAAUUCAAUACGAGUGGAAAGGAAAUGGCUAAAAUUAGGGUUUUAUUCAGCGUUAAGGAUUUGGAGGAGUCCGUGAAAGGUUCGCGUUUGGGGGAUAAUAUGGGUCUGCGCGAGCAGUUCUCAGCUCAGCCCAGUGCUACGAAGAUGAGCAAAGAGGAGGAGCAGAGGCGGGAUUUCUAUCUCAACACGGGCUACGCCAUUCAGACCCUCAGGGAGGAGUUUCCGAUCUUUUUUCUCCGGGAGAUUACAUUUGAUAUCUACAGGGAUGAUAUUGUGUUCAAAGACCCAAUCAACACAUUUGUGGGCAUUGAGAAUUACAAAUCAAUCUUUUGGGCGCUACGGUUCCAUGGCAGGAUAUUUUUUAAGGCACUGUGGAUUGACAUUGUUAGUGUGUGGCAGCCUGUGGAGAACAUGAUAAUGGUGCGUUGGACAGUCCAUGGAAUUCCGCGGGUUCCAUGGGAGAGCCGUGGUCGGUUUGAUGGGACUUCAGAAUACAAACUUGAUAAGAAGGGGAAGAUAUAUGAGCACAGGGUCCACAAUAUUGCUCUGAAUGCACCUCCCCCAAAGUUCCUUGUGCGAUCUGUGCAAGAAAUGAUUCAAUGCAUUGGGUGUGGAUCAACCCCAAAGCCCACUUUCUUUGAGAUAUCAUCCUCUUCGUUCAAGAACUUCAUGGCACACGUGAAUUCUUGUGGUCCCAGAUGUCACCUGUCUUCGAUCUUAUCUUCUUCUGUCAGGAAUCAGGAGGAUAUUGAGGAAUCAUCGGAGAGAAGAUGGCAUUGAAGAAGUGAGCUCUUGCUAGGGAUGGGAAUCUCUGAUAACCCACAAUUACCCUUACUGUGGAGUUCAUCCAUGAAAGAGCGGUUAUAUUUGUAAUACAGUACUAAAAAACGCGACUCUUUUUCUCAUUGACAUGGAUUUGUAAAGUCUUUUUUGUUGUAUAGUCAUGUUCUUAUAAGUGCUGCUACAUCAAGCUUAGCUUGUAACAUGGUAAUAUUAUGGAUUUGA